This is a messenger RNA of Porites evermanni, 795 nucleotides long. The record is from the annotation of a GenBank genome assembly. Lineage: Eukaryota; Metazoa; Cnidaria; Anthozoa; Scleractinia; Poritidae.
AUGAAUCCGACAAUGUACUUCUUGAUACCUUUUCUGAAAAUUAUGGGAUAUUUUGCCCAAGAAAGUGAGCAAAUGGAGCCGUCACUUUCGCGGAAAACGCAUCAAAAGUUUUCAUCUAAAACUCGUUAUGACCAGAGGCGGAACAUCUCAUUUAAUGUGCCGGUUAAUUGUGAACCUCUUCACAUUAGUAUGGUACUGAGACAUGGUUCCCGGUACCCUAGCCGAAAUGAUGUUAAGAAAAUAGACAAGAUGCUGAAUGUGGUUCACGAUGCUCUGGUAAAAUCCGGAAUUAAAAGCACUCAGAUUGGAGAACUUCGUUUGCCUUGGAAAAACCCAUUUUCACUCUCAAAAGAUAAAUUACUGACUUCUGUUGGAGAAGAGGAGAUGUAUAACAUCGCGAAGAGGACAUUGAGACGUUUUCCUAGUUUGCUAUCCCAUCCUUACGCACCACAAAGCUUUGAGUUUAUCAGCACUGGAACAACGCGGGCUGCACAAAGUGCAAUGGCUUUUUCCUUUGGUUUGUUUGAAGGUCGAGGUCAUCUCGCAGCCAAUCGCUUCCAGCCAGUAGCAAUCCUGUCCAAGGCAGUGGACAAUGACCCUCUUCUGCGAUUUUUUGAUCUUUGCCAAAAGUAUUUAAGAAGGGUUGCAGAAAACAAAACUGCUCAGCAUGAAUAUAAAAAUUUUAAACAUGGUGAGGAAAUGAGAAGUGUUCUCGAAAAAGUUUCUAGCAAGCUGAAGAUAGGUCAUGGUGUUCUUUCUGAAGAGUAUGUAGUUGGCAUGUACACAGCCUGCUAG